UAAGCCUGGGGUUUAGCAAUGGUGGUGGCUGAAGAUCAGCCACAGCCAUACUCAGCCCAAAUGGAUUUUCACAGAGAGCUCUUCAAAGUUCCUGUUCUCAGAGAGCAUAAGAAAGAGGCUGUUCUGUGCCCACAGUGUGUGUGGGCUUUGUGGAGAAAAAAAAAUGUGUGGCCUUAUGUGAAUGAAGGAUGCUGUAUGCAGAUUUGGUGGGAAAAGCUGCAGAGUGAAAUCUACUCAAGGAGCUCAUAGGAGUGAAUUGGUCAAUUUCAUGUUGGAUCAACAAGCAUUCCAGAGCCCCUACUAUGUGCCGGGCUCUGAGUUAGAAAAUAAAGCAAGGUCCCUGCUAUGAAGGAAUUCAGUCUAAUGGGGAGAUAGAUGUCCUGUGUAAGAGAUGCCAUGUUUGAGCAAAAGUCAUCCGGGAAGGCGCUGUUUAACCUGAGUUGCAGCCAUCUCAAUCUUGCUGAGAAGGAAUAUUUUGGAUUAGAAUUCUGUAGACAUUCUGGAAAUAAUGUCUGGUUGGAACUUCUGAAGCCCAUUACAAAGCAGGUAAAAAAUCCUAAGGAGGUUGUUUUCAAAUUUAUGGUGAAAUUUUUCCCAGUGGACCCUGGACAUCUGCGAGAAGAGCUUACAAGGUAUCUUUUUACUCUUCAAAUAAAGAAGGAUUUGGCUCUAGGAAGGCUUCCAUGCAGUGGCAACUGUACAGCACUGAUGGUAUCUCACAUCUUACAAUCAGAACUGGGAGACUUUCAUGAAGAAGCAGAUAGGAAACAUCUGGCGCAGACUCAAUACAUACCAAACCAGGACUGUUUGGAGAGCAAGAUCAUGCACUUUCAUCAAAAGCACAUUGGCAGAAGCCCAGCUGAAUCUGAUGUUCUGCUACUGGAUAUAGCGAGGAAGCUGGAUAUGUAUGGCAUCAGACCUCACCCUGCCAGUGAUGGUGAAGGGACUCAGAUCCACCUGGCUGUUGCUCACAUGGGAGUACUGGUGUUACGGGGAAACACAAAGAUCAAUACUUUCAACUGGGCUAAAAUCCGCAAGUUGAGUUUUAAGAGAAAGCAUUUUCUCAUCAAACUUCACGCCAACAUCUUGGUGUUGUGCAAGGACACCUUGGAGUUCACCAUGGCCAGCCGAGAUGCCUGCAAGGCUUUCUGGAAGACGUGUGUGGAGUACCAUGCUUUCUUCAGACUUUCUGAAGAGCCCAAAUCAAAGCCCAAAACCCUACUCUGCAGCAAGGGUUCCAGUUUCCGCUAUAGCGGAAGAACCCAAAGACAACUUUUAGAAUAUGGGAAAAAAGGAAGGUUGAAGAGCUUGCCAUUUGAAAGGAAACAUUACCCAUCUCAGUACCAUGAACGGCAGUGCAGGUCCUCACCAGACCUCCUCUCCGAUGUGUCAAGACAAGUGGAAGACUUGAGACUAGCAUAUGGCAGUGGGUACUACCGAAACGUGAAUGGAGUGCACGCGUCGGAGCCUGUGCUAGACAGCAGGAGGAGAAACUCUGCAGUGGAGGUGACAUUCGCAGCUGAGCUGGAGUGUUCCAAACCAGUGGCAGAUCCCAUAUUGUUACAUCAGUCCCAAAGCAGUUCCUCUUUCCCUUUUAUUUAUACAGACCCUGUCUUUAACACUGACCCUGACCCUGACACUGACCCCAGAGACUACUUUGAGGAAAGGAGCCCUCUAAGCUCCUUCCAAACAAGCUGUAAGUUUGCUGACAAUCACAUGAGCACAUCUUCUGGCCUUACAAGGAAAGUGAGUCCAGCAAGGCAGCUGACUUACACAGACGUGCCCUAUAUUCCUUGUACUGGUCAACAGGUUGAUAUCAUGCCCCCUCAAGUCUUUUUUUAUGUAGACAGACCACCCCAGGUUCCCAGACAGUCUCCAAUCAUUACAGAGGAAAGGGAAAGGCCAGACACCUGUCUAGAGCCCACUGCAAAGAAGCCAGCCAAAAGAAGCCCAAGAAAUAUCAGAAUGAAGAGCUUUCAGCAAGACUUUCAAGAACUCCAAGAAGCUAUGGCCAGGACUAGUGGUAGGAGCAACCUCAAUGUAGAUCUAGAAGAGGAAGACCCAAAUUUAGAAGAUGCAUCUGCAUAUAAUAUUCAAAAACAAACCCCUAAACGUUCCCAGAGCCAGUCAGACAUGAAAACUAUCCGUUUUCCUUUUGGGUCAGAAUUUAGACCUUUAGGCCCUUGUCCUGCUCUGAGUCGUAAAGCUGAUCUGUUUACAUACAUGUUUGCAGAGCAGGAGUUCCCACAAGUUCUAAUGGAUCAGGGAGCAGCAGAAAGGUAUGUGGCUAGUGAAUCUAGUGAUUCUGAAUCAGAGAUUCUUAAACCAGACUACUAUUCUUUGUACGGCAAAGGAAUAAGGUCGCCUGUGGCCAGAAUCCGCUUGUCUUCUGGUAGUCUACAGCUAGAUGAAGAAGAUGAAGAUAUUUCUUUCAAAGCACCAGCUGCUGAAGACAGGACUUUGCUAAAACCGUGUAAUUACUUUCUAGCUUAAAAGUGUGAACACCAUGAACAUUUCUGGGCCAGGUCUAUGUUACCAACUUAGGUAAGAAAUAAGGAACCUUCUGCAUAAACCAUUUUCUUAGUCACUGUUCAUUGGCAUUAAGCGCAUUUUCUAAGUUUGGGCAUGUAGCCUUUUUUAUAAAAAAGAUCCAGCUGCUGCCUCAUUCCUGAAGCUCCAUUCUUCAGUUCCCUCUGAGGGCUCUGAAAUCUGCUGUCUCCACACCAGCACUGUGGUGGGAGAGGUGGGAUUUGUCAUCUCCAUUGUACAGUUCCUUAUAGACAUUAUCAGUGAAAGUCAGGUUCUUCAGUACUGAAGAAUGGUGACUGUAUGGGUUGGCUUAUAGAAUUGGCUUCUAGUGUCAUUUAGUGAUUUAGUAGAUUGUGACUGUGUCAGUCAUUUUGUUCUUAUAUAGUACUAUGACUAAAGGUUCCAGUAAAAAUGGUCUUGUUGUCUGUUAAGGACUCCAAUUUUUAUAACAUAUAGUACAGGGAGCAUGGUCCUCCUAUCCCUCAGGAACAAGAUGGUAGUGUAAGCCUCUCAUCAGAACACAAGCUUAAAAUUCAUCUAGGACCUGGAAGAAUUCUAAAUCUCAGAAAUUCACAAAUUAAUCAAUUUCUAAAGCCGGACAUAUGCCUGAUGAGGAUAUUAUGAUCUUUGACUUAUUACUUCUCU
Molecule: messenger RNA, 3174 nt
Organism: Manis pentadactyla (Chinese pangolin)
Lineage: Eukaryota; Metazoa; Chordata; Mammalia; Pholidota; Manidae
Gene: FRMD7
Product: FERM domain containing 7
Exons: 12
Coding region: 376-2493 (705 amino acids)
Cellular component (GO): cytoskeleton
Molecular function (GO): guanyl-nucleotide exchange factor activity
Source: RefSeq, a predicted model, not a curated record